Messenger RNA from Octodon degus (degu), 1004 nucleotides. It is a transcript of the gene Aipl1, whose product is annotated as aryl hydrocarbon receptor interacting protein like 1. The record is from RefSeq and is a predicted model, not a curated record. The transcript is spliced from 6 exons. Bases 6 to 992 code for a protein of 328 amino acids. Gene Ontology annotation, molecular function: protein binding; peptidyl-prolyl cis-trans isomerase activity. NCBI's taxonomy places the organism in Eukaryota, Metazoa, Chordata, Mammalia, Rodentia, Octodontidae.
GCAGCAUGGAUGCCACUUUGCUCCUGAAUGUGGAGGGCGUCAAGAAGACCAUUCUGCAUGGAGGCACUGGGGACCUUCCAAGCUUCAUCACUGGAUCUCGAGUGACUUUUCAUUUCCGCACCACAAAAUGUGACGAGGAGCGCACGGUGAUAGAUGACAGCAAGCAGGUGGGGCAUCCCAUGCACAUCAUCAUCGGGAACAUGUUCAAGCUGGAGGUCUGGGAAACGCUGCUGACGUCCAUGCGGAUUAAUGAGGUGGCCGAGUUCUGGUGCGACACCAUCCACACAGGCGUCUACCCCAUUUUGUCCCGGAGUCUGCGCCAGGUGGCUGAGGGCAAGGACCCCACUGACUGGCACGUGCACACCUGUGGGUUGGCCAACAUGUUCGCCUACCACACGCUGGGCUACGAGGACCUGGAUGAGCUGCAGAAAGAGCCGCAGCCCCUGAUCUUUGUGAUUGAGCUGUUGCAGGUGGAGGCCCCCAGUGAGUACCAGCGGGAGACGUGGAACCUGAAUAAUGAGGAGAAGAUGCAGGCUGUGCCCAUCCUCCACGGAGAAGGCAACCGCCUCUUCAAGCUGGGCCGCUAUGACGACGCCUCCUCCAAGUACCAGGAAGCCAUUGUCUGCCUGCGGAACCUGCAGACCAAGGAGAAACCCUGGGAGGUGCAGUGGCUGAAGCUGGAGAAGAUGAUCAACACCCUGAUCCUCAACUACUGCCAGUGCCUGCUGAAGAAGGAAGAGUACUAUGAGGUGCUGGAACACACCACUGACAUCCUCCGCCACCACCCAGGCAUCGUGAAGGCUUACUACGUGCGCGCCCGGGCACACGCGGAGGUGUGGAACGAGGCUGAGGCCAAGGCAGACCUGGAGAAAGUGCUGGAGCUGGAGCCGUCCAUGCGCAAGGCGGUGCUGCGGGAGCUGCGGCUGCUGGAGAACCGAAUGGAAGAGAAGCGGGAGGAGGAGCGGCUGCGCUGCCGGAGCAUGCUGGGUUAGGGGCUGCGCAGC